Molecule: messenger RNA, 351 nt
Organism: Laccaria bicolor S238N-H82
Lineage: Eukaryota; Fungi; Basidiomycota; Agaricomycetes; Agaricales; Hydnangiaceae
Exons: 4
Coding region: 1-351 (116 amino acids)
Source: RefSeq, a predicted model, not a curated record
AUGCCACUAAUCAACCAAUCCCGCACCUGCUGCGGAGUGAAAUCAAUACUUCUGCAUCUCUCACCCCUUCUACCCACACAGGGAUAUGCCAGUUUCGAAAAGACCAUGCCAGAUUAUCAAUGCGAGGUCCUUGUUGAAUAUCUCGCUGAUAAUCCAGAGCAGUUUUACCUUUGGUCCUGGGAAGGGACCUACUUCAAGCACUCCACUAGUUCCGUUGAGGGUGUUUUUGUUGCCUACAUCAGUAGAAUCACAAAUCCGCUUUCAACCGCUUUUACCACUUUUGAAAGCGUGAAAGUGUUUCUGCUUUCAAAAGUGGCAAAAGCGGGCAAAUGGUUUUGGAAGUGGCUGUGA